GUUCAUCCAGAGGGAAAAUUUGUUGUGGAUGUUGACAAGAACAUUGACAUUAAUGAUGUGACUCCUAACUGCCGUGUAGCUUUGAGAAAUGAUAGCUACACUCUACACAAAAUCUUGCCCAACAAAGUGGACCCUCUGGUAUCUCUAAUGAUGGUUGAGAAGGUUCCAGAUUCUACCUAUGAAAUGAUUGGUGGCUUGGACAAACAGAUCAAAGAGAUUAAGGAGGUUAUUGAACUGCCCGUGAAGCAUCCUGAGCUGUUUGAAGCUCUUGGCAUUGCGCAACCAAAGGGUGUGCUGCUGUAUGGACCUCCAGGCACUGGGAAAACACUGUUAGCAAGAGCUGUGGCCCAUCACACUGACUGCACUUUCAUCCGCGUAUCUGGCUCUGAACUUGUACAGAAAUUCAUUGGCGAGGGUGCUCGUAUGGUGCGUGAGCUGUUUGUAAUGGCUAGAGAGCAUGCUCCGUCUAUUAUUUUCAUGGAUGAAAUUGAUUCUAUUGGUUCCUCACGAUUGGAGGGAGGCUCGGGUGGUGACAGUGAAGUGCAGCGCACGAUGUUGGAACUUCUAAAUCAGCUAGAUGGAUUUGAGGCCACUAAGAAUAUCAAGGUAAUUAUGGCAACUAACAGAAUUGACAUUCUUGAUCCUGCUUUGCUGCGGCCAGGACGAAUUGAUCGGAAAAUUGAAUUCCCUCCUCCAAACGAAGAGGCUCGUCUUGACAUUCUGAAGAUUCAUUCUCGCAAAAUGAACUUAACACGUGGUAUCAAUCUGCGCAAGAUUGCUGAGUUGAUGCCAGGGGCAUCAGGUGCAGAGGUUAAGGGUGUAUGCACAGAAGCUGGCAUGUAUGCCUUAAGAGAAAGAAGAGUUCAUGUCACACAAGAAGACUUUGAAAUGGCAGUGGCAAAGGUUAUGCAAAAGGACAGUGAAAAGAACAUGUCUAUCAAGAAGCUUUGGAAAUAAGUGCAUGUAAUAAGAUUGUUGUUACCAUGGUGAUGGGAGAUUGUAAUGGUUUGAAAGUAUCUAAUCAUCGUAAACUUUCCUGUCUUUAAUAAAUAUUCAUAAAACAUGAA
This is a messenger RNA of Rhincodon typus (whale shark), 1067 nucleotides long. It is a transcript of the gene psmc5, whose product is annotated as proteasome 26S subunit, ATPase 5. Gene Ontology annotation, molecular function: ATP binding; proteasome-activating activity; ATP hydrolysis activity. The annotation marks the transcript as partial. NCBI's taxonomy places the organism in Eukaryota, Metazoa, Chordata, Chondrichthyes, Orectolobiformes, Rhincodontidae. The record is from RefSeq and is a predicted model, not a curated record. The transcript is spliced from 8 exons. Gene Ontology annotation, cellular component: proteasome regulatory particle, base subcomplex. Gene Ontology annotation, biological process: proteasome-mediated ubiquitin-dependent protein catabolic process.